AUCAACAUUCAAAGCCAAAUCUCAUCCCUUCUCCUUUCAUAGCAUUGCGUUGUUGAAAUACAGUUCGUUUUCGUUGCAAGAAAAUGGUGUUCGUGCAAAAUGUUCGCCAACUCGAGUGCCCUUUAUGGUGAUUGUUGACGUGUUUCCUCAGUCAAGAGGUGAGAAUGACAAAGCCGAACAGCGGUGGCGGGGGUGGUGGAGGCGGAGGCAGCCGCCCGUCGCGCAGUGGUGGCUCGUCGAAGGUGCCGCCCCCGCAUGGCCACGCCAAGAAGCCGCUGCGGGCGGUGCGCGCCCUCAAGCAGCCCGACAACUCAGUGCUUCGGCCGCCGCUUGAGACGAGUGUCGCCGGUCUGCGGCAGGCUGUGCGGCUGUUCGAGACUAGCACGCCAGAGGUUGUGCAUUUGAUGUCGUAUGAAUGCGACAUCAUCUAUGAGUGUCGAGUGUGCAAGAACCUGUUUCGCAGUGUUGCCAAUUUCAUCUCCCAUAAGCGGAUCUACUGCACGCGUCGCUUCAAUCAUGUGCAGAACAGUCAAGUGGUGGAAGAUCACACACUUUUGGUUGAUGGCGGUGGAGGGGGAGGGCUUGACUUGCACCAUCAGCUGAUGCCGCCAACUCGCAUCACGGCGCGUCAGGACCUGACGAGCAUCGUGCAGCAGGCAUCGAUGGCCCAGUACUACCGCGACGCCGAGGACAAGGUGGCACAGCGCGAGCAGACGCGUUUCGACGCCACCGUCCAUCUCCAGCCGAUCGAAAACACCAGCUAUGGCGUCUACCAGACCUACGAGACGCCCGGUGGCAAGAAUGCCGGAUCGCUCAUGAAGGAUCAGGUGUCCGAACUGCAGAACAUAAUGCAGAUGAAGGAGGGCGUGACACUGGGACCGGACGGCAAGAUAGUGGCGAAUGGAUGCCGUGUGCCGCCGUCACCUGCCGCCAGUUCCGCUACGCCCGCCAAGGUGGCGCACUCUGACGGCAAGCAAUGUCCGGCGGCCAAAGAGGAGCACAUACUCAGCCACCACGAACACAUCUGCGGACUGUGUAAAAUCAAGUUCUCUUCCAAGAAGACGCUAAGUCAUCAUACCAGAAAUGUUCACGGCUCUUUCCGAAUUGCAUACACGUGUCCCUGCUGCUCCAACCUUUUCACAAAUUCCUGGAGUGUUAUGAGGCAUCUAGGCAAAGUACAUAGGAAGACAAACGAUCAAGUGAGGAGGUUGAGAGGGCAAAUUCAGAAGAAACAAGUUCACGCGGAUAAGCUGUUGAAGAAGCAAGUUGACGCUUCCUCCAAAACCAGUCCAUCUAGUAGUACUUCGAGCAAUAACAACAAACGGUUGGCUGAUACUCCAGAUAACUCUGAGUGGUGCUCGGAGGCGGGCAAGAAGGGCUCCUCGAGUACGGAGGUACUGCGCCUGCGCUGUACGGGUUGCCGACGUCAGUUUGAGCGGCAGGCGGCAUUCCAGUCACACACGCAGAUCUGCCACAAGCGCAAAAUGGCCUCCCCAAAACCGUCCAACAGCAGCGAGAAGCGUAUCGGCAUACAGGUGCGCAUGGACUACUGCAAGAAUGCAGUGGGAGCAUCGCCGUCGCCCAGCCCGGUGGCGGUCGCCAGCAGCAGUCGCCAGUCGCCGAAGAGUCGCCGCAGUGAGCGUCACAAGAACGACGCGUGCGACCGCGCCUCGCUGCAGCUGCAGCUCACUCCGCUCAGCAGUCGACACAGCUCCAAGGAGCGCGAACCCCCCACCACCAGUCGGCCCAAAAUCGAUUCCAAACUCAAAACCAAAAAAAUCGAAAGUAUCAGUCGACUUUUGAUGGAGGCGAUGGGUGGCGGCGGCGGCAACCAACCAACAAACUGUUUGUCGAACGGUGUGAAACACUGUGAUGACGACAACAAUUUAGUUCCUAAAGAUAACGAUGCGGGUGAUAAGUUUAGUCGUAGCAGUAGGUCCAGUAGUGUUAGUGCUGUUAUUGGGGCAGCUGAUGCCUCAAGUGAAAAGACUAAUGGUAGUAAGUGCAUGGACGGGGAAGGAAGGUCGAGCAGACAAUCGUCGAGGACACGAACGGGUCGUUUGUCGUCCAAGGACGAGGAGGCGAUCAAAUCGCCCCCACCACCGCCUCUCAUGAAUCCAUUAGUGGUGGAGGUGAAUGGAGUGCACCACGACUCGGAUGAUGCGAUGCGGUCAACAGCCGACGAUGAAGCAGGCCAACUGUCGCCGUCCAAAGAGGGUGUCAUCAGGGUACUCACCAGGUACCAGUUGAAGUCCAUCUGCAAGAAAGACGUAAUCGACACCGCUGAUUCAGUCAAGGAUGAAGCGGAGGAGAGCAACAGUCAAGCGGACGACGAACUCGAACAAAUGCAGCUCGAACGUUUGCGGGAGAUGUUCAGGACUAACAUAUUGUACAGCAAAACCCUUCAGUGCCUAGUCUGUCUCGAUAAGAUGAAGAACAUUACCGAGCUGAAAAAUCAUGUGGCCGACCAUUUCGGCUGCAACCACUUCCGGUGUACGUUUGCACAGUGCUCGUUUGUGACGUACACACGCGGCGAGUGCAUCAGGCAUAUCAUGCGCGCGCACCUCAAACAGAAUGAGCGACAUCUGGCGGCCGGAUUCAUUGGCAGAGUCGACAAUCCAUCUAAUAGUGAUCCACCCGAGGAGAAGGAUAACCCAAAUUCAAAAUCGAAUAUCAACGAUAAGAGUGUGUCAACAGUUGCACGUCGUAAACGGUCCUUGCCUGUUAAAAAAGAUUCUCCCCCGAAGAAUGGUGACGGCCUCAGUGUAAAACAAGAAAUUGCUGACACUUCAGAAAGUGAACCAACUGAAGUGAAAGCGAAAGGAAGCAACAGUGCUAAACGAAGAAAAGCGGCAACAACUGUAGAAGACAAGCCUUCGCCCGCCCCUCCCCUCCAGUCGUCAACAGAUGCCGCCCAAUCACAACAGUCUGUUGCAGGAAAGGAGAGCGGAGCGGGGGCCGUGGAGUGUUCGCCGCCCCCCGCAAGCCCCGCCUCUGCCUCUGCCUCCAACUCUGCCCCCGCCUCCAACUCAGGCUGCUACUCCUCUAUGCGUCCGCCUCAUUCCACAGCCACGCAGGUCGAUCCUAGUUUUCAUACAUCAACAGCCGCCUCACUAAAAAAGCGCUCCACUGAUAUAAAUCACCACCACCACCCUGCUUCUUCAUGCACCACCCUGGUGAUCACCACAGACCGUUGAAUCACCGCUCCCCUCUUCCUCUGUCUGUGUGCUAAGAAAGUCGUCGAAAUGACGCUGGCCAGUGGCUCCGAUAGUGACGAGGAGCCGAACUCAUCGCCCGGUGAGGAGCAGGAGGCAAGAUGGCCGCCACUGCGCACCUUUCGCGGCUUCGAGGGCGAGAUGGAGGCGUCGCGACGCGCCGGGGAGGCGGACGACGCUCGGCCGUCUGACAGCUGCAACAUUCGAACAAUGGUGAUGAACGUGAUAUUUGGUCCCGACCACGAGCACAAAUGACAGCGGCUGCGUCCGAGACGGUAGCAGUGCUGUUGUUGAUCUCAGCCAAUGGUUUCAGUGCAUUUCAUGACAAUACUCUCCCCUGUGUGAUUCUUAGACCGGUUGCUCUCCUUCUCUGGUAAGUCUGAUUUACUAGUGAUACACACAGUACAAACACUCGCUCAUUCGGUGGAAAAAUAGCUGACUUAAACUUUAUAACUCAAACUGGUGAUAAAAAACAGUUAUCUCGCUCACUGGUCACUUUAUUCUAGUGAAAAAAUAGUAAUUAUUUUUCGAUACUUUGCUGUAAGUUGUUGUUUCUACAUCUCAGUUGAUAAUCAUUUGUUGAAGAAAAAGUUGGCCCAUUUAUAACUAAACCUACCGGAGAUAGCAGUUAUUUAGCUCACUGGUUACUUUACUCUAGUGAUAAAAUUAUAAUUAUUUUUGAUACUUGGCUGUAAGUUGUUGUUUUUACAUUUCAGUUGAUAAUCAUUUGUUGAAGAAAAAAUUGGCCCAUUUAUAACUAAACCUACCGGAGAUAACAGUUAUUCAGCUCACUGGUUACUUUACUCUAGUGAUAAAAUUAUAAUAAUUUUUUGAUACUUGGCUGUAAGUUGUUGUUUGUACAUUUCAGUUGAUAUUCAUUUGGUGAAAUAAUUGUUGGCCCAUUUAUAACUAAAACCUACAAGUGGUGAAAGCAGUCAUUUCUCUCACUGGUGAUAAAAUAAUUAUUAUUUUACUUGCCUGUAAGUUGUUGAAUAAUUCAUCUCAGUUGAUCCUCAUUUUGUGAAGAAGAAAUAGUUGACUCAUUUAUAAUUGGAACAUACUGGUGAUAAGGACAGCUAUUUCUCUCACUGGUGACUUUAUUAUGGUGAUAAAAUAGUAAUUAUUUUUCGAUACUUGGCUGUAAGUUGUUUGUACAUCUCAGUUGAUAUUUAUAAGAAUUGUUAGUGUAACGUUUGGCAAUAAUAUGAUGUAUGCGAUGUUGUGCAAACUGUUGAGCGUGUUGAUGCUCUAUUGUAUUAUUGAUAUUGGUUCGAGAUUAAAAUCUUUACACAAAAACUU
Messenger RNA from Nilaparvata lugens (brown planthopper), 4514 nucleotides. RefSeq lists its product as uncharacterized. The transcript is spliced from 11 exons. The record is from RefSeq and is a predicted model, not a curated record. Lineage: Eukaryota; Metazoa; Arthropoda; Insecta; Hemiptera; Delphacidae. The coding region runs from base 165 to 3197 and encodes 1010 amino acids.